UUUCCCCAUGAUUGGACAGGUGUUACUGAUUUCUGGAAGGAAGACCGCAGAGGUGCCAUUCAUAUCACAUGGUAUCAAAGGUAUAUACCAUCAUCAUGACUUAUUGUCGAUACUGAACUUCAGCACCUGGCUGAGGUAGGGUCUGUUAGGUUUUCCCACUGUAAAGUAAUACAUUUUUAAAGAGGCUACAUUAAGGUAAAUUUAUGAGCAUUACACUAAAAGAAAAAAAUAUUCGGAGCAGAUUCCUCAGCACUGCUAUUAGUUUCCAUUAAAAGAAUGCUAACAAAUACUAUGAAGAAAAAAAAUAUAAAAUGAACUGGAACGUUGAAGUGGGAAAAUAAAACUCCAAAAUAGUGUUAGCCUGAAUAUUCACUUAAUGGAGGUGAAAGUGAACUUUUUCCCUGGAACUAUCUUCAUCCUCUAUCCCCUUGUGUAGUGAAGAUUUUAGUGGUACUAGUGGUCAGAGGUAACCUAAAUCAAUGAUCAUUUUGCUGAGUACUUUUCUAUAUUGCCGUCCACUGAACAAUGAACACUGAAUACUGGAAUAAUGUAAAAAACCUGAAUUUUCCCUCUUGCUUUAACCUAUUUGUCAUAAAUAAUGUUUAUUGUAUAUGAUUUUAGGAUGUUGUUAAAUAUUAAAAAUAAUUUCAAUGUGCUUGGUUCUGUAAAAUUUAUCAUAUUGAACGUGUCUAAUUUUUUGCUACCAUGUUCGCUAUACUUAAUAAUCUAUAUCCAUAUAUUGGACUUCACCAAUAUUUAUUAGUGGACCACAGAGACUUUUUGAAUGCAUGAAUACAACUUGAGACACCAUCUUUGGUUAUUCUGAAAUGCCAGAAUAUCUGUAGGUACUUACAAGUUGAAUAGAUAAUCCAGAUUAUUUUUCUUCCACUUAAAUUGUUUUGGAUUUUUAUGCCCCCUAUUUUAUUAUUUACUUAUGUACACUAACAGACUUCCUGAAAAUGCUAGAAUUUUCAACUUGUAAUGGAAUUUGAGCAUGACAGUAAUGUAAGAAAAUUCAAAAAUCUCAAACUAAGUAUAUCUAUUUGAGUUUUCAAAGUAAGUCAAACUACAGCUGUUUUCAUUUGACUAUAUUGUGGAAAUCUAUAGAUAUUAUUGUAAAAUGCACAUGCAUUACACUGACUUCUUAAAAAUGUUUUGAAUUAAUAAAGAGAUCACCAAUGUAUCAUUAGAGAAAAGUUACUGUUUUUUCAUUGGUGUAAUACAGUAGGAGUAAGGGUACUCUUGUAUUUUUUAACUUGCUCACACAUCCAAGGUAAAAUAAUUUCUGGCUGGAUUCUUUCCGCUGGUCUCUAAGUUUAUUGCAUAUUACAUCUUUGCACCUUUUAUAAAUAAUAAAAGUACAUUCUUGAAAUGACUUGAGAAUUCAGCUGAGAUUUGAGUUCGAAUAGCUCCCACCAUUUCUAUGCUUUAAAAAAUAUUCAAAGUUGAGUUUAGACUUGGGAAAUAACUGUUCCUAAAAGAGAUACAGUCAACCUAAUCAGUCCAGUUCUAUACUCGGAUGAGAAUUUUUAAAAUUGGGUACCAAUCACCAUUUUAAAGCAAAACAAUUUUAUAAAGUAGUGUGGCUUUAAUACACAUUCAAAGCGAAAGAAAAUUUGAGUUAAUUUGAAAUUUCUAAGUAGUGAAACCUAUUUUGGCUUUAUACUAUCUGGAGAGUCAGCUCAUUCUUCUACUUCACUUUCCCUUUAUAUGUAGAGCAAAGAAAUGAAUAGAGUCAAUAGAGUCAAUACAAAUUCAUUUUAUAAGAAUUUUAUACUUAACCUCAAUAAUGUUGAUUGGAUGACUUAACUUUGUUAAGGGCUUCCGUAUUUUACUAUUUUUAAAAAAUAAUAAAUUAGAAGAUUUUUCAGUAGGUCAGUUCUCUGUACAGUUAAAAAACCACGUGAAAGCCCUUCCUCAGCUAGUUAGGUAGUGAGAGUUCUCAGGUUGAGCUUUCAGCCCGUGCAUCCCCAGCCCUGUCUUAGUUGUUUUAUUCUCAUAUAUAUUCCUCUGAUGAGCUAUGAAAAGAUCUUUUGAAAAAUGCGAAAGCAUUAUACCAAUAAAUGUCAGUAUUUCUUGCACUAAGCCACUAUCAGAAGUUUGGGCUACCGGCGACGGGGCUCUGAAGAUUUUUCUUGGCUGUGCUAAGUUGGAACAUGGAAUGGCUCAACCUCUUUAAAAAAGUAGCUGGGUAACAAGCAAUAAGUGGGAAUGGGCGGAAAACUGUGUGUGGAAGAAAGUCGCUGAAAAGUAGGUAAAUUAAAUGGACGAUAAAGGGCAGGAAAGCAGAUUUUGGCAAAUCACUCUGUUUGCUUUCGAGUCCGCUUACCACAUCUUCGUUAAAUGCGAGCCUUAGCCACCGCCGAAAAGUAAAACAUGAACAGGAAAAAUGCAAGAGGAGUUAACACAUAUACACACUGAUGACCAUCCUACAAUUCGCUCUUGGAGACGACAGUCCAGGCUGGCACUGGAGAGAGUAUCCGUGCCUUGACCUCGGCCCCCGUAGCGGACACUAGACUGCCCUUCAUUGCGAUACUUGAGCUCCUGAGUGCUUGGGAAACAAACCAUCGCCGUCAGAAAACGUAAAGGCAAUCUAUCGCUUUCCCCUUCCAGCCCAACAUUCCGAACCGGCUCAUUUCAAGAAGGAACGUCUGACCCAGCCUUGUAAAGGCGGUGCACACGGUCUCUCGGACACGCCCCUACCACUUUCUGUUAGGCCCCCUCAAGUUCCGACCUCCGGGAACAAAGCGGCGUUUAACGAUGCCUGACCCGGAAGUUUAACCAGACUUCCGGGAGGUCCCUUCGGACAAGCGCGUGUGCUGGGCGGGGCUCGGCUAGGUCCCGCCCCUAUCUCCAAGCUGCGAGGUGUCGCGAGACUUGCUCUGUCCGGAACUUCCGGUUAUCGUCGCCCUCGGCCAUCGGCUUUAGGGAUGCGGUCUCGGCUUCUUUUGAGUGCUGUUCGGGGCCUUUGGGCCCACCGGGCUGUUGGCCCGGCCCGCCGACACAUGAGCUGCGGGAGCCUUCCGCUGGAGGAGCUGUUCGCCCGCAGCGGACCCCUGCGGACCUUCCUCGAGCGCCAGGUAGGGUCUGAAACCCCGUUGCAGGUCAGAGGGCCUGAGCUGGUGGCGGUGGCCAAGCUUCUGACAGAGAAGGAGCGGGAGCUGCAGGAGACCGAGCACUUGCUGCACGAUGAAAGUGAAGACUUAAGGAAACUUGCAGAGAAUGAAAUAAUUUCGUGUCAAAAAGAAAUAGCUCAAUUGAAACAUCAGAUCGUCUUACUUUUGGUUCCCUCAGAAGAAGCAGAUGAAAAUGACUUGAUCCUGGAGGUAACUGCAGGAGUUGGGGGUCAGGAGGCAAUGCUGUUUACUUCAGAGAUAUUUGAUAUGUAUCAGCAGUAUGCUGCAUUUAAAAGAUGGCAUUUUGAAAUCCUGGAAUAUUUUCCUAGUGAAAUAGGUGGCCUUAGACAUGCAUCUGCCAGCAUUGGGGGUUCAGAAGCCUAUAAGCACAUGAAGUUUGAAGGAGGUGUGCACAGAGUACAGAGAGUGCCAAAGACGGAGAAGCAAGGCCGCAUCCACACCAGCACCAUGACUGUUGCAAUCCUGCCCCAACCCACUGAGAUUAAUCUGGUGAUUAAUCCUAAAGAUUUGAGGAUUGAUACUAAGCGAGCCAGUGGAGCUGGGGGGCAGCACGUAAACACCACAGACAGCGCCGUCCGGAUAGUUCAUCUUCCCACAGGAAGAAGAAAAAGGAUGAGAAGGAAAAGGAGUAUUCCUUGAUAAUAAAUGAAGCUUUUCCUACUAAAACUUUUUAAUUCUCAUAACACUAUUCAGGUGUUGUUUCCGAAUGCCAGCAGGAGAGAUCUCA
Molecule: messenger RNA, 3864 nt
Organism: Sus scrofa (pig)
Lineage: Eukaryota; Metazoa; Chordata; Mammalia; Artiodactyla; Suidae
Source: RefSeq, a predicted model, not a curated record